AUGUUUAAAAAGCCUAUUGCCAAUAUAAAGACAUUCAGUCCUCUUCGAUCCUCAGAUCGCCGUCAUUUUCAGAAUGAGGCAAUAGAAGCCUAUCCGGUGCUAAAAGAUCAAUACGUCAUGCCAAACGAUCUACGUUCUGCAAAAUUCAUUGCUCAGACGUCAACCCAUGGCAUUGUCUACACCUCGGCAGAUCAGCCAUUGUGGAUCUCCUUUGAGAAUAUGACGCCUGUGCCAACGGUCUAUACCAUGUGGAAACACCCUGAUAUGUUACCAAUUCUCUACACCUGGACACCUGUCAUUCAAAAGCUGAUGGAAGGAGCAGAUUUGAUGAUUCCUGGCAUUGUGCCAGGCCCAAGCGGUAUUUUACCAGAACUUAGUCAAGGCGACUUGGUUGCUAUCACCAUCAGAGGAUACGCGUAUCCUUUAGCGGUUGGAACAAUGGCAUUACCAACUUCAGAGAUAAAGCCGAGAUCAGGCAUGAAGGGGAAGGCGGUGCAUAUCAUUCACGUCUACCAAGACUUCCUUUGGGCCAUGGGCGAUAAAUCAGAGCCACCUGGAUUAGAACAAGCUGAUGAUGAGAGCGAACAAGAAGAAAUCAAUGACGAUGAGGAAUCGAAUGAAAACAACAAUAAUAAUUUGAACAUUGAACAAGAGCCACCUAAGAGAGAUCUGAGCACAGAAGAGAUUGACGACAUUUUGAAAACGUCGCUGUAUCAAGCUCUUGUUCAUAAACUCACUUCGGGCCAUGCAAGCCAGCUUCCAAUGUCAGCCUCUUCCUUUUACUCGGCCUAUAUCAUGCCCUGUCGACCGGUAGGAACAGAAGCAGCUGACAUCAAAAAAUCAAGCUGGAAGAAACUGCAAAAGUUCUUGAAGGCCAUGGAAAAAACAGGUUUACUAAAGACAAAAGAGCAACGUGGCGAAGCUGUCAUCACUUCUGUCAACUGGUCCCAUCCAUGCCUACAAAACGUAGCUAAAUACAAAACAAUCGAACAGGCGGAUAGCAGCACGCCACAGACUCAAACACAGGUGGCUCAUGUGGAUCAUUAUCCUCAAGCAGACAUUCAGGAGCUCUUUAAGCCUUUAGGCGCCGCUCUGGUCAAAUUGUUUGAAGAGGCUGAACAGGAUACUGAGGCUCUCUAUACCUAUGUCGAGCUAAGAACGAUGCUAACGAAUUAUAUUAAGCAGAAAGAGCUCGCUAAUCCUAGAAAUCAAAAGAUGGUUCGUUUGGAUGCUAUUUUAUGUGAUGCACUUUUAUCCAAAGCCGAGUACAGGACAAUAGACGAACUUCCUCGAGACCAAUUACUGACACGACUUUGCUCCAAGAUGCAGCCUUUUCACACCAUUCAGCUGCCUGAACAAAAGGAGCCCAUCCUUCGCAAAGGACAUCCAAAGCCUGUGGAGAUUGUUCAAGAGAUUCGUCAGGGACGAAAGACAGUUACCAAGGUUACCGGCGUAGAAGCAUUUGGUUUGGAUGUUGAUGAGCUAGUCAAGGAAUUUACAAAACUAUGUGCAAGCAGUGUCACAUCUGCUCCUAUUCAUGGUGUCAGUCCCAAGAACCCAUUGUAUCAAAUCAUGAUCCAAGGCCCACAGAUCAAGAAUGUGACCGAAGCGAUGCUGCAUAAAGGUGUCCCAAAGAAGUUUAUUGAGGCAACAGAUAAAACACAGAAAAAGAAGAAAUAA
This is a messenger RNA of Rhizopus microsporus ATCC 52813, 1680 nucleotides long. RefSeq lists its product as uncharacterized. Lineage: Eukaryota; Fungi; Mucoromycota; Mucoromycetes; Mucorales; Rhizopodaceae. The coding region runs from base 1 to 1680 and encodes 559 amino acids. Gene Ontology annotation, molecular function: RNA binding; translation initiation factor activity. Gene Ontology annotation, biological process: formation of translation preinitiation complex; translational initiation. The transcript is spliced from 7 exons. The record is from RefSeq and is a predicted model, not a curated record.